AUGCCCCGCGACGUCCUCGAAGAGCUCGUCUUCCUCGAGUUCCUCUGCGACUGGCGCCGCCUCGAGACUGUCGUCACCAAGGCCGACCUCGUCGAUCUCCUCAACGUCUACGAGGCGUCGGUCCGCUGCUCGCCGCAAUUCGAGACCUGGUGGCGUCUCCUACGUGACAAGAGCGACGGGAGCAGCCUCGUGGCGAGCCGGCUCAAGGUCAGGGGUAUCCUGCAAGGCGAUGGCGAUGCGCGCAACCCGUACAUGUGGCACCGCCGCGCACUCGAGAAGGAGACGCAAAUGCAGUCGACGCGCUCGCACACUAAAGACGUCACCAAGACGCUCCAGGUCCGGCUCGUCUACGCCGACGCGUUUCAGUUUGACGUCCGGAAGUGGACCCAAGUCGCGAUUCAUGUGCUGCGGACGCAGCCCACGUGGAUGACGACCAACCUCUUUGGCCAGGCCAAGACGAUGGUGUCCCAGAACGUCGAGCCGAAAGCCUAUGCGACCGCGAUCGUCGAGGCCAUGAAGCUCGACCCGCGCAUGGUCUAUUCGCUCGACAAGAAGAGCCGGGGCGUCUUUGCCCGCGCCAACGGCGCGUACGAAGCCAGCAUGGCGCUCUCGCUCGACGCCGCGGUUGUCAAGUUUACGGCCAUGGCACAGGCGACGCUGCAGCACGUGUCGUGGUUCCCCGUGGCGACGAUCCUCGCCGAGGCCCGGCGCCGGCGCGGGUUUCCUUGCCUCCGCUACAAGGCCAAGAAGGCUGUCGAGUCGCCCGAAGAAGCCGCCGACGACGCAUUCGCGCAGAGCGUUGCGGAAGCCAUGCGCCGGAAUCCGAGCCUCGCGUUCGUCCAAGGCCAGGUCCAAGGCCACGAGUGGAGCGACGGCUACUUUACGUUGCCGCAUGAAGCACCACGUGCACCGGCCGCGUCGCUUCGCGUCGCAGUCAACGCCGACAAGGCUCUCCGACGCAUGACAAGAAUCAUUUUGACGGACCUGGAGCUCCACGCGUCCUUUCCGUUGCAGCGCAUCCGAGUCGAGGCGUGCCCGCCGGGCUGGAGUGCCGACGGGAUCUACGCCUACCUCGUCAAGCGUCUCUGCCUUGACGACCGACUGCAUCUCAAUGGCGAUCACUUUGUGCGUGCUGUCAAGCUCGACGUCGCGAGUGCCGCAAGCUACCUCUUGGCGGACGUGCUGGAAAAGCUGGCGACGCAGCCGACGGUAUCGUAUGCGUACAUUGCAGCGAAAGCUGCCAAGCUGCAGCCCGAAGGCCUCGUGACGCUUGACGAGUACGUCGGUGGCAUCAUCGACCGCCUGCGCGCUGACGACCGCGUUCUCUACGGUGCGGACGCGCUCGGGCGCGGCAACUUUGGCCUUGCAAACAACCCGCGCCUCCAGCUCUUACCGUUUACCGACGGCGAUGCUGCCUUUCUCGCCAAAGCCGAGGCGCCGACACCCGCUCGUCACGUGCCACGCGCCAUUGUCACUCGAUGCAUUCGCAUUGCACGUGAUCACUGGAACGACCCGCUAGCAAGUGAUACCAUUUUUGGCGUGCGUGAGAUUCUGGCCGCAGCACAGCUGGAUCCGGAUGCUGGCGAUGUGGAUGGCCUCGUGCGCGCAAUGGUGGAGACGGACACGCGACUGCGCUUUGUACCGCACAGCAUGAGCGAGGUCGUGCUCGAUGGCGGGUUUGCGCUGGCCAUACAGGAGAAGCGGAAGCGCUCAGGCAGAGGCGAUGUUCACCCCCACAUCGACUGGUAUACCCCCCAUGCGAUCGCACUGCCAGACGACAUCAGCCAAGAGCGCGCCGAAGCGACCCCCGAGGUCGACGUGCAGGAGCAGCGGAUGUGGCGUCCCGAGGCUGCAUACACCCCUGACGACAACGUCCGUUCGGAGCCAGUCCAGAUCCCACUACGCAUUCUGCGCUUCGAGUAG
Molecule: messenger RNA, 1923 nt
Organism: Saprolegnia parasitica CBS 223.65
Lineage: Eukaryota; Oomycota; Saprolegniomycetes; Saprolegniales; Saprolegniaceae
Exons: 6
Coding region: 1-1923 (640 amino acids)
Source: RefSeq, a predicted model, not a curated record